Cydia amplana is the source of this 1385-nucleotide messenger RNA. RefSeq names its product 52 kDa repressor of the inhibitor of the protein kinase-like. Gene Ontology annotation, molecular function: sequence-specific DNA binding. Lineage: Eukaryota; Metazoa; Arthropoda; Insecta; Lepidoptera; Tortricidae. The transcript is spliced from 2 exons. Bases 122 to 898 code for a protein of 258 amino acids. The record is from RefSeq and is a predicted model, not a curated record.
CGCAGUUUAGGUACAUUUGUCCGGCGCGCCUCCCGGGCAGGCGUAUGGCAGUGGGCUGCCGCUCGGCUCGCACGAUACUCGUGUCACGUGGCGCUCGCGCAAAAUUGAUAAUACUUGCACAAUGGCUUCCAAACCUAAAUCUCGAUAUAAUCCGUAUAAAAGAUAUUGUUCUGUUUACGGAUGUCUGAAUAAACGGAAGAACAAGGAAGCAGAAAUAACAUUCUUUAAAAUUCCGGACGAUAUUGAAAGACGACAAGAAUGGCUAACAGCCAUCGACAGAGAAGAUUUACUGGACGAAAAAAAGUUAAAGAAGGCCAAAAAUAACUUUGUUUGUUCUGCACAUUUUGACGACUCUGCAAUCAUAACUUCUACUUCGAAGCGGCUGAAAAGUGAUGCAGCACCCACGAAAUUAUUACCUGAUAAAUCUCUGAAAAAUAUUCCACCAGACGCUCUUCCACAGACCUCCACAGAUAUUUUGUCUCACUUACACAAACCCACAAAGAAAGAUAAAAUAUUGGUUACCACUUAUAGUCACAAUCAAUCACAAACCGAUACCCAAGAACAAAAAGAAAUAGAAUCUGAGAUCGCCCAACCGAAAAAUAAUAAAUCAUUUAACGAGUCGAAGCCUAAAUCAACAGUUAUAUCUAAACCUAAAACAAAUGCCUUACAAUCUCACAAAAAUGUACGAAUAUUAUCAAAUGAAAUAAAUAAAAUUAAAAAACCUGAACUUACUUGUACUUCAAUGCAAACAGAUUUAAUUGAAACAUCAAAUAAAAUGACACAGACAGCAUUAGCCUUAUCUGACAAAUCCCCACGUAAAAUAAAACUGAAAAAGGAACUUGUGACUGUUAAAUGCCAACGUUUGGAGCAAGAAGUUUUAAAAAUGGAAAAAGAGUAAGAAGCAAAAAAAUUCAUCUUUACUCUCCAGUCCCGAGGACGAAGUAGCUCAACGAUUUAUGAAAUUGGUUGAGUGGCAAAACAAAAUAAAAAACAAAUUCAAAGGCAAUCGCUACGAGGCGCAAUUCAAAAUAUUUGAUUUGCAUUUACAUUACGCUAGUCCACAUGCAUAUCGUUGCCUCCACACUGUUCUGAAGCUUCCCAGCAAGAGUACAUUAAACAGAUUAAAGUUGAAAAUUUCUCCUAAACUUGAUGACCGUGUUCUAAAUAGUCUAUCUUUAAAAAUUAAAUAAUUACCAGAAAAUGCAAAACAUUGCACUAUUUGUGUAGAUGAAAUGGUACUCAAAGGACACCUUGUAUUAGGUAUGAUACAAAAACAGACGAAGUGGUCGGAUUCCAUAAUAUAAACGGUACUAUAUCUACAGAAAUAGAAAGCAAUGCCUAUGAGUAUGCUACAAGGUAUAUACUGCAACUGGAAGCAGCCUACG